AUGCGGUCCGCUCUUACUGGUGGUGGUGAGAUCGGAGAUGAGAUUUUUGUCCUGCAUAACAGCGCUAUGUCCAAGCGCGAACAGUAUUAUUUGACAAAGAUCGUCCUUGUCCUCAAAUGGGCCCUGGCAGGAGACAAGGCCAACGAGACCUACUUUGGUCAAGCCAUCGUUUCAAAGCAGAAACCAAUCAUGGCACGAAUGAGCACCCCAGGAAUGGUCGAUGCCGUGGAGGGAUUGUACGAGGAAUGUGCACGGUCGAGGAAAAAAUGUUUCGGAUGCGUGACGAGUGCCGAGUGCUAUUCGUCCAAUGCUGGUUGCAUCCGGUCCAGAGGCUGCAAGAUGAUCGUCUCAUACGAGCCGACAGAUACUCCUAGUAACCUCGAGUUUGCCGUCUAUGCUCGCAUUAGGGACAGCAGUGAUACCUACGUCGCCGUCGGGCUCUCUCUUCAACCAAAAAUGGUGGAAGACGAUGGUCUGAAACUUCUGCAGGGGAUUGGGGGAGAUCAAGAGGUUUUCUGCCGAUUCACCAAAGAUUUCACGAAGCAGGAAGGGAACUUCACAAAUAACCCCGUUCACAUCCUCCUCGCUGCUGGCUACUCUUCUCCAGAGGGCAUAGAAUACCACGUGUUCAGGGCGGCGAAGAAGGAGGCAGAAGUCCUCAUUAACGUGACAUCUAGAUACGAGGAAGAAGUGGAAAAAUAUCCUCGAGAAACUUUACUCGACUUCCACAAUGCGCAGCCAGGGAAGGAGAAUAGACAUGGAUCCUCCACUCUGGUGGACACAAGUGACACUUCAGGAGGCAGAUUUGAAAUUCCAGUUGAAAGAAAUGACAUUCAAGUGGAGAAACCAAGGAUUGCGGGGAUUAGGUCCGAAGAGGCCCUGGCCGAAUCGAGGACCAAUUUCAUCCAAUUAUUUCAGAAUCAGGUUUCUGAAGAUAUCUACAACGGGUGUGGAACAUCGAAGAUUUGCUUCGGGUGUACUGACUCGGACAGCUGCACGUGGAGAGACGCUGGCUGCAUCAAUGCCAGGUCUUGCUCUAUGGUGGUCUCAUUCCAGAGCGGCCCCCAAGGAGGCCUUUCUGUCCGUCUACAAGGCACGUAUUCCCAAGAUCCUGGCUAUGUCGCCCUUGGAUUCUCCACCGAUGCUCGAAUGGGUGGAGAUGCUGUGAUUGGAUGCAUCAACCAAGGAGGCUCAGUUAAUAUAUCUCGUUCAUUCAAUCCAUCCGGAGAGAAGACAAAUGUCCUGCUUUCGGCUAGUGAGGAAACGGCGGGCUUACAAGGAGAGAGUGGAAGCUAUUCAGAUGGAAGCAUUUUCUGCAGUUUCACUUUGGCACCAGAGAUAUCCGCAAACGGCCAGAUAUUCAACUUCACCACCACGCCUUAUUUCCCCCUUCUAGCAGUGGGGCCAGCCUCCUCCGCAGGUCAGUUGCAAUACCACUCCAUGAGAGCGUCUUCGUUGGAUGCUGUUGAUUUCCUGAAACAGGAAGAUCCAUACGAGAGUUGUGGGGAUACAAAAAAAUGCAUCGGGUGUGAAGGAAACCUCUGCGUAGAAUCAGAUGGAUGUCUUCGAGACAGAACCUGCGAAAUGUUUCUGUCAUUUAUACCUGCAAAGCAAGACGAAACUUCCAUCACCAUCACCAUGAUGAGACGGGAAGCUGGGCAGUCAUCGUACGUUGCCAUGGGAUUCUCCGAAGAUCAGCUAAUGGAGGAGCAGGGAGAUGGACUUGCAGAAAUGUCAAGUUCUUACAGAGAUGGUGUCCUGAUAUGCACAUUUACGUACGAUUUAGUAACAAAGUCGGCCCUUGGUGGGAGCCUAGAUUUAACGAAUGCCAACCUCUAUCUCCUUCUCGCCAAGGGUGAAACUACCUCUCCCGAUCGCGAGACUGGGCUUCAAUAUCAUGCAAACCGGGGGACUUCUCUAUCUCAGUUUACUUUCAUGGACUCAUCUGAUUCAUUUACCACACCUGCAUCUCCAGCUUCAACUGCCGUAGAUUCAUUUGCUUCUUCAUUUGUCACAGCUCCACCUACCUCGACUUCGUCUAUCGAACCCGUCACUACGUCCAAGGUUACGGUGAAUAUCUUCGAACAUAUUGUGUUCCUAGGACACCGAUCUGAUCUGUCUCAAUUUCUCUUUGAGUGA
Darwinula stevensoni is the source of this 2139-nucleotide messenger RNA. Lineage: Eukaryota; Metazoa; Arthropoda; Ostracoda; Podocopida; Darwinulidae. The record is from the annotation of a GenBank genome assembly.